This is a messenger RNA of Mobula hypostoma (lesser devil ray), 3678 nucleotides long. RefSeq names its product proteasome 26S subunit, non-ATPase 8 (gene psmd8). Lineage: Eukaryota; Metazoa; Chordata; Chondrichthyes; Myliobatiformes; Myliobatidae. Gene Ontology annotation, biological process: proteasome-mediated ubiquitin-dependent protein catabolic process. The transcript has 7 exons. Bases 46 to 849 code for a protein of 267 amino acids. The record is from RefSeq and is a predicted model, not a curated record. Gene Ontology annotation, cellular component: proteasome regulatory particle; proteasome regulatory particle, lid subcomplex; nucleus.
UUGCCCGGGUGAUUGCCGUAGGGCGGCCGAGUGUGCGGAGUCACGAUGGCGGUGCAGCUGGAGCAGGCGGUCGGGAUGUACGAGCAACUGCGGAGCGAGUGGGCGCGCAAGAACCCCAACCUGCGCAAGUGCGAGGAGCUGCUGGUCAAGCUGAAGGUGGCUCUACUGGAACUGAACUUUCUGCCCACCUCCGGCACCAAACUGACCAAGAGACAGCUCAUUCUUGCCCGGGAUGUUUUGGAAAUCGGAGCGCAAUGGAGUAUCCUGAAGAAAGAUAUCCCAUCGUUUGAACGCUAUAUGGCACAACUCAAGUGUUAUUACUUUGAUUACAAGGAUGAAUUGCCUGAGUCUGCCUACAAACAUCAGCUAUUGGGAUUGAACCUGCUGUUUCUUCUGUCUCAGAACCGGGUGGCUGAAUUCCACACAGAGCUGGAGAGACUACCUGCAAAAGACAUACAGACCAACGUAUACAUCAAACACCCAGUCUCACUCGAGCAGUAUCUAAUGGAAGGCAGCUACAACAAGGUUUUUCUAGCAAAGGGAAACAUCCCUGCCGAAAGCUACACCUUCUUCAUUGAUAUUCUGCUCGAUACCAUAAGGGAUGAAAUUGCCGGGUGCAUUGAGAAGGCGUACGAAAAUAUAUUAUUCAAUGAAGCUUCAAGGACGCUGUUUUUUACCACAUCAAAGAAGAUGACCGAGUACGCAAAAAAGAGGGGCUGGCUCCUGGGUCCAGAUAACUAUUACUCAUUUACCAACCAGCAGCAGAAGCCAGAGGAGGCCACAAUCCCAUCCACAGAACUGGCCAAGCAGGUCAUUGAAUACGCCAGGCACCUGGAAAUGAUUGUUUAGCCAAGAGAGAAGACGGUUUUUUUUUUCAGGAUGGGGAGUGGGUGGGAUUAACUUUGUUUCUUUGGGGGUAUGCGGGUUUGCGACGAGGGAAUGGGCAGUGAUGUCUGCACUCUUCAGAUCCUGAAAGCUGCUGAUUACUGUGGAUCAAUUACGUUGAUGGACUGUGCUGAACACAGACUACAGAGCUGAGCUGCCCAGGUUUGGGCAGUUUCCAUUCUGUGCACAAUGUGUGGGUAUCUACCCAUUGAACCAUUGAAACCUUCAGUUUUCAACAACUUGUCCUCCAGCGCCUCUCAGAUUCACACCAAUAGUCCGAUGUGGAAAUGUCAGUAUUUUAGUUAAACUCCGUUCCAGCUGACUUAAUACAAAGUGGAUAGUUUUACGUGUAAUCUGAGGAGCCUUGCUUAUCUUCAAAAUAAAAUCAAGUCUAUUAGCACAGCCUUGUGUCCUUUCAUGGUUUUGUGGAAAUAUCCUGCUCCAUCAAACAGCCGUUGAUUCACAAGCCAGGACAAAGCUGCGUACUUCCUUGUCUUGGAGCCUUUCUGUCUACCUCAAGUCAAGUUUAUUGUCAUUUAACUAUAUACAUGCAUUCAGUAUUUCUCUGGACCCGGGUAUAAAGCACAGUAGUACAUAUAAUGCACAAUUAGCCCCCCCGUGGUGCAGUGGCAUCAGCAACGGACUUCGAGGCGAAUGGUCCCAGGUUCAAAUCUGGCUAUCUCCUAGCACGCUUUCCACCCCUGCGUGUCAAGCUAGUAAAACAAGACAAAAACGCUUAAAAAGUGGCAGAUGUGCAAUGAGGUAUGGAGAGGAAUAAUAAGCACACAAUAACUUAGGAAAGUAAGGAUAAAGUCUACAGAUGAAUUGGUUGAGGCCCACGUUGGUCAGAAUUGACGAUGGAUGUUGCAUCCUAACUGUCUAGAUACGCAAGCCUGGGCAGUACGAUAUGUUGCCCAUGUAGCAAGCUCCCCCUCUCCAUGCAUCUGAUAAACCAAAAGGAACGGUAGAGACCCAUACAGUUUGGUACCAGAAGUGUCACAGGAGUUGCCAGUCAGCAUUGAACGCAAUUGCCUUAGGGACACCAGCUCUGGAUUUUUCCCUCAGGGGUUUACUCAUGAAGCCUUCCCCAUGAGUGGCUGUAGCCACAAGGCAGCAGAGGUUUGAGAUCAGUGCUUUCCUUCUCGAUGGGCUGACAAACCCCAUCUGUUUGAGGUAACCUGCCUUUGCCCCUUCUCCUGUCAGUAGAAAUGAUUCCACCAGGCUUAGUAGCUAAGCCACAUGUGAGGGCCAGGAGUUGGACUUGGUUAUCAGAGGCUAUUUGAGGUGCACGCCAUUGGGAGCAUUUAUUAGGUAUAAUUGGAGCUUGUCCCCAUUACCACACCCCACCCCCAUAACAACCUUAAUAAAUACAGUACACAAAUAAACAAAGUAAAGUGCAUAAAUUAAAUAUUGUAGAGUACAGAAUAGACUAACCAGUGACACUUCAAGUGCAAUAGGGCAGGGAGUUCAAAAGCCUAAUGGCCUGAGGGAAGAAACUGUUUCCCAUCCUGACCGUUCUUGUUUUUAAGUAUCGGAAUCUCCCGCCCGAUGGUAGAAAGUCAGAGAGCGAUGGAUGGGUGGGAUCUCAAGGGUCCAGUGUACGCAGGGCUCCUGAUGGUUGCCCCCGGGAUACCCCGAUGAUCCUCUCGGCCAUUCUCAAAGUCCCUCAUAGGGACUUGCAAUCUGAUGCUUGACUGCUCCCAUAACAGCUUAACUUCCGCUUGAAUUAAUUCUAUCAGUCACGGUAAUUUGUUAGUGUAGAUGCAGCAAAGUGCUUAGUUCAGAAAUCCACACGCCUUGGUAACUUUGAAAUAAACUUUAUUUGAAGUAAGCAAGUCAAGAGUCAGAGGAAAGUUCCAACCAGUCUUUGUACUAUUACUUGGAUGGUCCAAGGUGUGGACUGGGGUCAGGGGAGGUAUUUGAAUGGAGCAUAUAUGAUGGGUGAGAGAUGUCAUCCUGGGCAUUUUGCAUCAGAAAAUUUAGCAUAUUGCAAGUUGGAACUGUAGCAAAUUACAGGAGUUGAUUUGGAAAUGUUAAUGACUGCUCCUCCAUGAAAUAACAUCUUGAUUGAUUUUGCUUGCAGGGCAGUUAACCUGCAGUAACUUGGGAUAAUUUAAUUCACUAAAUUGUACAGAAUUCUGUCUAAAAUUGGAAAUUGUGACAAUGCAGGGGAGAUGGGUGUGUCUGACUAAAUUUGUGCCAACUGAAGAAAUUUCUAAGUUCCUGAAACCUGAUAUUCGGGCUUCCUUGCUUGAGUUGCUCAUUUAGUUGAGGUUAUUGUCUGGUUUGAAAUGGUCCAUGCAGAACUUGGUUCCGGCCACCAGCGAACCUGCCAGCACAGCUGUCUGCACCCAGAGUGUCUCACAGGAGGGUUCCCUCGCUGAGUCGGUCCUGUGUGAAGGGAGAAGAAAUGGCAGAAUUGUUUUGAGAUGGCCAGAGUAACCCUCUGGCGGUAGGUUUGGGCGAUGGUCUACUACUGACCUAAUGUUCCUUGCUCUCGCGCCCCUCAGCUACUGUGUGCUUUGCACAGUGCUGCUAAGCACCUUCUCAUCCAUAUCCCAGCACGAUAAAAAGACAGUAUAAGGCAUUGGUGUAUUUGGAGUAUUGUGAGCAGUCUUGGGCUUCCUUAUCUGACAAUGUGGUUGGCUCUGGAGACCAAGUCAUUGGCUAUAUUUAAAGUGGAGGUUAAUGGGUUCUUGAUUAGUAAGAGCAUCGAAGAUUACAGGAGAAUGGGGUUGAGAGGGAUAAUAAAUAGCCCAGUCCCUAUUUUUUCUUUUUUGUUUUGUUUUCUUU